AUGCAGCCUACCCGGAGCAAGGCCAAGCCCGGCAAGGGCAAACCCGACAAACACACACGCCCAAGAGUGCAGUUCGACUCAGAGACAGAAGGGCAGAGGGGCGGCAAGGCGGUGCCGGUGGGCAUGCUGGAGUGGGCUGAGGCGCUGGAGGGGCUGGAGAAGGACAAGUGGAGCGAGGCGCAGCGGCAGCUAAGGGAGAACGUGGAUGUGUUCAUCCGGCGCAUGCGCUUCGUGCAAGGUCGAACGUCAGCGACCAUGCCAGCAGGUGCGACCAUGCCAGCAGGUGCGACCAUGCCAGCAGGUGCGACCAUGCCAGCAGGUGCGACCAUGCCAGCAGGUGCGACCAUGCCAGCAGGUGCGACCAUGCCAGCAGGUGCGACCAUGCCAGCAGGUGCGACCAUGCCAGCAGGUGCGACCAUGCCAGCAGGUGCGACCAUGCCAGCAGGUGCGACCAUGCCAGCAGGUGCGACCAUGCCAGCAGGUGCGACCAUGCCAGCAGGUGCGACCAUGCCAGCAGGUGCGACCAUGCCAGCAGGUGCGACCAUGCCAGCAGGUGCGACCAUGCCAGCAGGUGCCACCAUGCCAGCAGGUGCGACCAUGCCAGCAGGUGCCACCAUGCCAGCAGGUGCGACCAUGCCAGCAGGUGCCACCAUGCCAGCAGGUGCCACCAUGCCAGCAGGUGCGACCAUGCCAGCAGGUGCCACCAUGCCAGCAGGUGCGACCAUGCCAGCAGGUGCCACCAUGCCAGCAGGUGCGACCAUGCCAGCAGGUGCGACCAUGCCAGCAGGUGCCACCAUGCCAGCAGCUCAACACACGGAUGGUCCUCAGAAGCCUGCUGCUGCUUCUUUUGAGGCGCCUCAAAAGAAGCCUGCUGCUGCUGCUUCCCAGCAGCCUGCGCCCAGCAAUCAGCCUGGAGCAGCAGCUGCCUCUGCACCUGGUGCUACAGCUGCCUCAACGCCUGGCGCUACAGCUGCCUCUGCACGUAGCGCUAUAGGGAAGGAGAGAGGGGAUGGUAGCGGGAACGCAGGAGAGACCGCAGGGAAGGAUGUGGGGUUGCUGGCUGCGCUGUGCUCUGCUGUGGGGCAGCUAUCUCUGAAAGACAGAGCUCCGGCCCCUCACUCUGACCAGCGUCACAAGGUUCCCAGUCCGCUGUGCGGCGCUGAUACCAUGUUAGCAGCACAUGGGGCAGGAGCUGGGGAGCACGGGCAAACCGAAGGGGGUGAAGCAGGGAAGGAGAGAGGAGUCGGGGAAUGUGGACGGACGGAGGAAAGGGAGAGUGGAAGGGGAGAGGAGGGUAGUGGAGGGAAGCAGGUGGGCAGGGAAGGAAUGGAAUGUGUGCCGCAGUUGCAGGAUGGAAGAGAUGGCAAGGGCGACGGGGAUGGUUGCCGGCUAGGUGAACGAGGCGAUGCAGUGAAGACUGGAGCUGUGAAGAUGAAGACAUUGGUUGAAGUGCUGGCACAAGGGGAAGACUCGGUGAUUCGAGGGCAGCACGGGGUGCCGGAGAUUGUUGAGAAUCCUCCAAACGCUCCUGCAGAUCCACAUGAAGCAGUGAAGGUGAAGCCAUUGGUUGAAGUGCUGUCACAAGGCAAAGACACAGUGAACCCAGGGCAGCAAGGCGUGCUGGAACUGGAAGAAGGUAGUAAGGGCACGUGGACUGCACUUGAAUACACCGCACGGGCAGUGCGAGAGGAGAAGGCUGGUGGAUUUAAGGUGUCUGGUGGGAAAAAGGGGGCGCUGCAGCAGCAGCAGCAGGAGCAGCGGGUGCGGGAGUGGGAGGAGAUGCGGCAGCAGGUGCUGGUGAGGAUGAGGAGGGAGGAGAGGCGGAGGGAGAGCGAGAGGAGGGAGGCGGAGGAGUAUGGGAUGCGGUUUGAGGAGGUGCCGUGUGUGCGCGUGGUGGAAGUGAUGGAGUUGGUGGGAGGGGAGGGUGUGGUGGGGGAUGAUGAGACACGCUUGGUUGUUGGAGAAGUGGAAGGAAUGGAAGGAGUGGGAGGAGUGAGAGGAGUGGAUGUGGGAGGACUGGUAGGAGUGGGAAUGGAGAUGGAUGGAGAGGGAAUUGGUGAUGUGACGAGAUUGGAAGGGGGUGAUGAGGUUAGGGCAAGACUGGAAGGCACAGAAAAAUUAAGUUCGAGUCUGCUCUCUGUUAUUUCCCCUGCUACUGGUGCCAAUGCUGCUGGUGAUGGUGAUGGUGAUUGUGGUGCUGGUGCUGGUGCUGAUGCUGAUGUCGAUGCUGCUGGUGGUGGUGAUGCUGCUGCUGCUGCUGCUGCUGCUGCUGCUGCUGCUGCUGCUGCUGCUGCUGCUGCUGCUGCUGCUGCUGCUGCUGCUGCUGCUGCUGCUGCUGCUGCUGCUGCUGCUGCUGCUGCUGCUGCUGCUGCUGCUGCUGCUGCUGCUGCUGCUGCUGCUGCUGCUGGUGCUGCUGAUGGCGACAGUGACACAAACAUGGGUGAUCGCAAGUUUACAGACCACCCACAGCAGGCACAUCACAUUGCAAGUGACAGUACCCUACUGGGAGCAGCCGUGAUUGGGCUGACUGAUGGGGCGUCAGGGGGAGGGAAGGAGGUGCAGGAGUGUGUGGACUGGCAUGCGGUGUCGCAGACAGAUGUUGUGUCGCUGGCUCGCAUCAUUGCCGAUAGAGGCAUGUCUGCCAUGCUGGCCGGAAGGAUCAAGGUGGACACCAACGUGGGGCGCAUCUGCGUGCGCCUGGGGUGGGUGCCCCUGGAGCCCCUGCCACACGACCUGCACCUUCACCUGCUGGAGCAGUACCCAGUUCAGGAGAGUCUACAGCGGUACCUGUGGCCACGGCUAUGCGGCAUGACACAGGAAAUGCUCUACGAGCUUCACUACCAUAUGAUCACCUUCGGAAAGGUGUACUGCACGAAGCGCAGCCCCAACUGCAUCGCGUGUCCCAUCAACGACAAGUGCCAGCACUUCAACAGCGCCCUCAAUGCAAACCGCCCUCUUCUCGCAUCAGCCCCUCAAGGCAACACCAGCCGCAGUGCUGGUGAAGCGGGAGGCACACCGGGGUCCAGGAGGGAAGCAGCAGGGGGGGUUAACCAGGGGAUGAGUGACAGUGGAACGGUGAGAGGUACUGGAGCAGUUAAUACUGGUGGUGUGUUGACCGUUGGGGGUGGAGGGGGUGCGAGGGCUGAAAGGGCAUCACCUGCUGCUGCUUCUGCUGCUGCUGCCAGAGAAGUGGCCGCAGCAGCAGUCACUGAGCAUGGUUGGGGUGCCUCAGCCAGCAGGAGUGGGAGCCACGUGGUAUCACCUGCCCAGUUGGCGCCUAGCAAGGCCAUAGCAGGGGAUGUGAGUGCGUGCGCUACGCGUGAAGAAACUCCGUACGAAAGCACAAAGAGACAGGCGCCUCAAGACAUGCCCGUGGUGGAUGAGCCACGCAGACCAGUAGGAGGCAAGCGAGGUGUUGUGAGGGUUACGCGCAGGGGUGGAGGGGAGGUGGGAAAUGCAGGGGAUGGGGAGCAAGGCGGGAUGGUGUUUGUGGGGGACGGGAUGAGGGGAGGCAAGGAGGGGGGGCGUGAUGAUGGUCAUGCGGGUAAUGGUGUGCAUGAUGGUGUGAAUGACACUGGGCGAGAAUCAUCCUGCGGUGGGGAUGAGGAUGAGGAUGAGGAUGAGGAUGAGGACAGGAGCAGGGCGGUGGUGCUGAUACCAGAGGACGUCGCAGCGUGCAUGCGCCCCCCGCCUCUCAAGGCGGCUCAGCGCCUGCGCACCGUGCACUGCGUGUACGAGCUGCCAGACGAUUCACCCCUCCUGCAAUCGCCCCGAGUGUGCUUCAUUCAUCGCUCGUUCGCCACUCACCCACCCACCUUCCACGCCUUCUCAUGGCAUCACUUUGCACUUCCUGCCAAUCCUCUCUCUCUCUGCCUGCUCGAUGCCCCUCCGCUCACUCUCUUGGAGCCACGUCACCCAGAAGACCGGUGCCCGUACCUGCUUAUUCUCUGGGGGCCAGGCGAGACCUUACCUGCCACGCCCACGCUGCCAGAGAUGGCCCGGCAGAUGGCGGAGGAGCAGCAGCAGCAGCAGCAGCAGCAGCAGCACAGGGGAAUGGGAAUGGGAAUGGGAAUGGGAAUGCACGCAGCAGGACCAGGGCAGCGGGAAGAGAAGCAGCAUCAGAAGAAGCGGACGGCACAAGAGAGAAGGGGUACAGCGGCCGAGGGACCUGGAGGGGCGUCGGGGAAGGUAGGGAAAGGGCAGGGUGACGCAGUGGGACGAAGCAGGGACAAAGAGACCAGGCCUGGGCAAGCAGAGCUCCCACAGAUCGUUAUUGAAGAGGUGACUGAGACGGAUGUGCUACUAGUAGGGGAAGCAGCAUCAAUAGAAGCAGAAGUAGGUGCAGCCAAGGGGAGAGGAUGGGGGGGAAGUUCUGGGAAGGGUACAGUGGAGGAGUGUGUGGAGGGAGGGGGCCGUGGGGAUGUGAUGCUGGUGGAAGAAGUAGAGGAUGAAGACGAGGUGACUUUACCUGGUCAGUCGACUCAAAAGGAUGUGGUGCUGGUGGAAGAUGUAGAGGAUGAAGAGGCGGGGGGUGUGCUGGGAUGGAGUGCGAGGGAGAGAGGCGAUGACGAAAGUGAUGGUGCAGCAGCGUCGAAAGGCAUGGGUGGUGGGAGGUCUCUUGGGCAAAGCUGUAGGAGUGGUGCUGCUAGUGGCGGCGCUGGUGCUGCUGCUUGUGCUGCUGCUUGUGCUGGUGGUGCUAGCGACGGUGGUGAUAGGUGUGUGGUGACCGAGGGUGGUGAUGUGGAUGGACGCGUGGAUGGAGGCGUUGAAGGCGAUGCGCCAAUGCUGUUGGAGCACGAGGAGACAGUGCCAGGGACACUGCUGAUCCCAUGCCGCACUGCAAUGCGAGGAAGCUUCCCCUUGAACGGCACGUACUUCCAGAACAACGAGGUGUUUGCAGACGCCGCCACCAGCAAGCAGCCUCUUGCUGUCCCGCGCUCCCUCCUUUGGCACCUCCCCCGCCGCUUCGUGCUCUGUGGCACCUCCAUCCCCUCCAUCUUUAAGGGUACCCUUCCCAUUCCCAUCCCACCACCAUGCACCCCUUUUUGA
This is a messenger RNA of Closterium sp. Naga37s-1, 5049 nucleotides long. The record is from the annotation of a GenBank genome assembly. NCBI's taxonomy places the organism in Eukaryota, Viridiplantae, Streptophyta, Zygnematophyceae, Desmidiales, Closteriaceae.